CUGCAGGUGCUGCUCAUGCCAACCUACCGCUCCACCGACUUUGAGGUGCACCGCAACUGGCUGGCCAUCACACACUCCCUCCCCGUCAAGCAAUGGUACUAUGAGGAUACCUCCGAGUGGACCCUGGACUACCCGCCUCUCUUUGCUUGGUUUGAGUGGGCGCUGUCGCAGCUGGCGGCCUGGUUUGAUCCCGCCAUGCUGCACGUGGCCGAGCUCGGCUAUGCCAGCCCCGCCACCGUGCUCUUCCAGCGCCUCACUGUGAUUGCCACCGAGGGCGUGCUGCUGUUUGCGGCCUGGCACGCCACCAGGCAAGCUCCGGAGCAGGGCUGCUGCCCCAUGCCUUCCCUGUGCCUGGUGCGCCUGGCUGCUCUGUUCCUGGUGGCUGCCAACCCGGGGCUGCUCAUGGUGGACCACAUGCACUUCCAGUACAACGGCAUGCUGCUGGGCCUGUUUGUGCUGUCGCUGCUGGCGGCGGCCGAGGAGUGCUACCUGCUGUCGGCGCUCCUGUUUGCGGUGCUACUCAACAUGAAGCACAUCUUCCUCUACGCAUCCCCGGCCUUCUUCUGCUUCCUGCUCAGGCGCUACUGCAGCGGGCCAAGAGCAGUCCUGCGGUUUCUCAUGCUAGGAGCGAUCGUGGCCGCCAUCUUUGGUCUUUCAUUCGGGCCCUUUGUGGCCUUGGGGCAGCUGCCGCAGCUCAUCCAGCGGCUGUUUCCGUUUGCCCGCGGCCUCUGCCACGCCUACUGGGCGCCCAACGUGUGGGCGCUGUAUGCGGCGCUAGACAAAGUCCUCAGCAACCUGCUGGGCCGCAGAGGGGUAGCGGCCAGCAUGACAGGCGGGCUGGUUGGAGUGGCGGAGUUUGCGGUGCUUCCGCAGAUCGGCAGUGGUGCCACCGCGCUGUGGAUGCUGAUUGCCAUGUCGCCCUGCCUGCUGCGCAUUUGGCAGCGGCCUGAACCGAGGGACUUCCCUGCGGCGGUGCUGUACUGCACCUUUUGCAGCUACAUGCUGGGGUAUCAUGUGCACGAGAAGGCAGUACUGAUGAUUUCAGUUUCCCUGGGCAUCCUGGCGGCGGCUGGACUGAUGCCUGAAACCCUCCCCCUGCCUGCAGUUGGCUGCUAUUCGCUCUUCCCGCUGCUUUUUGGCGAUCAGGAGUACCCCAUCAAGGCGAGCUGA
This is a messenger RNA of Chlorella variabilis, 1170 nucleotides long. RefSeq lists its product as hypothetical. The transcript is spliced from 10 exons. The record is from RefSeq and is a predicted model, not a curated record. Gene Ontology annotation, cellular component: endoplasmic reticulum membrane. NCBI's taxonomy places the organism in Eukaryota, Viridiplantae, Chlorophyta, Trebouxiophyceae, Chlorellales, Chlorellaceae. The annotation marks the transcript as partial. Gene Ontology annotation, molecular function: dolichyl pyrophosphate Glc1Man9GlcNAc2 alpha-1,3-glucosyltransferase activity. Gene Ontology annotation, biological process: protein N-linked glycosylation.